Parascedosporium putredinis is the source of this 1131-nucleotide messenger RNA. The record is from the annotation of a GenBank genome assembly. NCBI's taxonomy places the organism in Eukaryota, Fungi, Ascomycota, Sordariomycetes, Microascales, Microascaceae.
AUGGCUUCCUCAUCCCAGCGGCGGCAGGAUAGCCUGGAGGACACUCGGCGCACGAAACGGCGCAGGGUAGACGGUGACCGACUCGUGCCAGAUUUUGAGGGGUUUCGAUAUGGCACAUUCGGCCAGGUGGAGCCGGGCACGCUGACCAUGGAGAUUGUCAGCUGCGACGGCGGUGCAACAGUAUUUAACCUGACGGAUCUCAUCAUCAAGGCACCAGGAUCCGAUUAUUCAUCUCCGGUUCGUCAGGGGAUGGUAUUUGUCGCGAUGCAUCACGACGACCGACUUACGAGAACGGCACAGUACCAAAUCAAGUACGGCAGCAGGUCGCGUACAAGAAAUAGCAGUGGUGGCAGCGAAGAUCGGGCCGAAAACGCUGUUCUGCGGAGCAUGACCGAAGCUAUGGCGUGGCGGCAAAGAGAACCGCCGGAAGUAAGGCGACGAAGCUCCUACUACGAUCUCGGUUUAGAAUAUGACCGCGAUAACGACGAGGACGAAGAGGACGACGAGGAGGAGGAAGAAGAAGAUGAUGAUGACGAUGAUGAGGAUGAAGAUGAUGAUCUACUGGCCCCCGCAGACAAUACACGAGCCGAUCCAAGUGAUUACGCCCAGUCUGUGCGUAUGCCGCGAGAAUUUUCCAGAACGGCACUGCCGGCCUUCAAUAUUACAACGGAAUGCAGUGAUGAUGAGAACAUGGCACCCAUCCUGGCAGGGCGUAGUGCGCCUAACCGCAUCGGGAUCCUACCCUUUGAAAGCGAUAGCGAGGACAGCUUCAACAACGGCCUUGACGACCUCGACGACCUAGCCAUCUUUAGCUUACGGGCGGCGGGUCUCGAUGAUGGUGACGUGAGCAGCUCAACAACGGCGAGGAGCUCGACACAUGGUCAACCUGGAGCCAGCCUCAACAGGCCCCCGGUCCAGGCUGGCGAACUCAUGGUACCGCAUGCCAAAUUCAACCUCGAAAAUGGACGGAGCAAAUGCACAAUCCACUUUGACACGCCCAUCUCGGGCCGGUUCAUUCUACUCAAGAUGUGGAGCCCUCACCACGACCCGUCGAGCAACAUUGACAUCCAGACGGUUAUGGCCAAGGGGUUCGCAGGGCCCCGUUACUUUCCGUCUACCUCGCUUUCGUGA